AUGAGUACUAAUUUGGAGCACAUCCUAGGAUUCAAAGUGAGAGUUACCAAUGUUUUAGAUGAGGUGACGGAAGGAAAAGUGUACUCUUUUAACUCAUCGAACAGUACUCUGACAUUGCAAACCAAUAAGAAAAAUCAACCACAGACCUUUAAAAUUAUAAAAUGUACAUUUAUUAAGAGCCUUGAAGUUAUUGGAGAAAAACCGGCAACGAAUGUGUUUAAGAGACAGCAGAUCAAGCCAUCACACGUCAAUGUUCAGAGAAUUGAUCAGCUUCUGAACAAAGAACUAGCUCUGAGAAAGCAGAAGAAUUUUUUGACUGGCAAAGGAGUCACCAAGGAGGGUCAAUUCCUGUUCGAUCUACUUUACAAGACGGUCUCCGACACUAGAUGGGUAGAAAAAAAGAUCGUUGUCCUGGAUGAUGUCGAAGUUUUGCCGCCAUACAAGAUAGAAAACAUCAAAUCAUUGAAUGGACCAGAUAGUCAGUCUGCGACAUUGGUGAAAAGAAUUAUAGAACGAGGUUGGGAGAAACUAGAACAUACUAAUGACUUUGAAGGCCGGAAAGGCGGAUAG
Molecule: messenger RNA, 570 nt
Organism: Torulaspora delbrueckii
Lineage: Eukaryota; Fungi; Ascomycota; Saccharomycetes; Saccharomycetales; Saccharomycetaceae
Gene: LSM12
Product: Lsm12p
Exons: 1
Coding region: 1-570 (189 amino acids)
Source: RefSeq, a predicted model, not a curated record